AUGCCUCUCCCAUUCAGCAACCGCAUCUCGUCCGCCAACAGCCACCCGGAGCUCCAGGACAGUGACGAGGAGGGCGACCAGCUCAUCCCGCUUCUCAACCGAAGCCAGGUGAAAGCGAGGAAGGUUUGGGAGGGCUUCCUCGACUUUGCCACCCAGGGCGACAUUCUCGGCAUCGCCUUGGGCUUGAUGAUCGCCUCCUCGUUCACGGCACUCGUCAACAACUUCGUGAACAACAUCUUGAUGCCGCCCAUGUCCAUCAUCUUCCCUCUGAACCGCAAUAUUGAGGAGAAGUUCGCCGUUCUCAAGGGUGGUCCCAACUACAGCCACGAAGACAAGUACACGACUCUUGAGCGCGCCAAGGACGAUGGUGCAGUCGUUAUGGCUUACGGCUCUUUUCUCAACCAACUGGUCUCGUUCUUUUGCAUCGGCUUCGCCCUCUAUGGCCUGGCGCACAUCUUUCAACUCUUUUCUCGAGACCCGAUCAUCAGACCUACGGUCAAGUGCAAGUACUGUCGCAAGCGUAUCAGCAUCAAAGCCCAACGUUGCGUCAACUGCUCUAGCUGGUUGGACGGUCGUGAGGACCGGCCUCUCAUGUGA
Colletotrichum chrysophilum is the source of this 597-nucleotide messenger RNA. RefSeq lists its product as uncharacterized. NCBI's taxonomy places the organism in Eukaryota, Fungi, Ascomycota, Sordariomycetes, Glomerellales, Glomerellaceae. The record is from RefSeq and is a predicted model, not a curated record. Gene Ontology annotation, molecular function: mechanosensitive monoatomic ion channel activity. The coding region runs from base 1 to 597 and encodes 198 amino acids. Gene Ontology annotation, biological process: intracellular water homeostasis; monoatomic ion transport. The transcript is spliced from 4 exons.